This is a messenger RNA of Gossypium raimondii (Peruvian cotton), 2395 nucleotides long. Its product is annotated as serine/threonine-protein kinase Nek6. Gene Ontology annotation, molecular function: protein kinase activity; ATP binding. The transcript has 14 exons. Bases 264 to 2195 code for a protein of 643 amino acids. The record is from RefSeq and is a predicted model, not a curated record. NCBI's taxonomy places the organism in Eukaryota, Viridiplantae, Streptophyta, Magnoliopsida, Malvales, Malvaceae. Gene Ontology annotation, biological process: protein phosphorylation.
UUUGCUUUUGUUUCUCCAUCCUCUUCUCUCUCUAUCACUCUGAUAUCAUCAUUGUCAAAUUUUAGCUUUACUUAAUUUUGGGUCUGUCUCUUACAACUAAGAUCCUACCAUUUUCUUUUGGAGAGCUUACUACUCUGUAUUCAACUUCUUUAGUUCUGUCCUGGUGUGCUUUUUGCCUUUUCUGCAAAUUUCUUUGCCCAGGCAUCAAAUUUUGGAGCUUGGGUUUUUUCUUUUCUUUGCUCAUUUACUUGUUUUGGGUCUCCAUGGCGAGUCACAAUGGUGAUGGCAAGUCCAAGAUGGAAGACUAUGAAGUUAUAGAACAGAUUGGAAGAGGAGCUUUUGGAGCUGCUUUUCUUGUUCUCCAUAAACUUGAGAAAAUCAAGUAUGUGUUGAAGAGGAUUCGGCUGGCUAAGCAAACUGAGAAGUUUAAGCGAACAGCACACCAAGAGAUGGAACUGAUUGCCAAAUUGAAUAAUCCAUAUAUUGUCGAGUACAAAGAUGCUUGGGUUGAUAAGGGAAACAGUAUAUGCAUUGUAACUAGCUACUGUGAGGGAGGGGACAUGGCUGAGCUAAUUAAGAAGGCCAGAGGUAUGCACUUUCCUGAGGAGAAAAUAUGCAAGUGGAUGACUCAGUUGUUGUUGGCUGUGGACUACCUACACUCAAACCGUGUUCUUCAUCGGGAUAUGAAGUGUUCCAACAUAUUCCUUACGAAGGAUAAUGACAUCCGGCUUGGUGACUUUGGACUUGCAAAAUUACUUAACACUGAAGACCUUGCUUCCUCGGUUGUUGGCACACCCAACUAUAUGUGUCCGGAGCUCCUUGCAGAUAUACCUUAUGGCUAUAAAUCGGAUAUAUGGUCACUUGGUUGCUGCAUGUUUGAGAUUGCUGCACAUCAACCUGCAUUUAGAGCUCCAGAUAUGGCGGGACUUGUUAACAAAAUCAACAGAUCAUCCAUUUCUCCUCUCCCGAUUUUGUAUUCCUCCACGCUGAAGCAAAUAAUUAAGAGCAUGCUAAGGAAGAACCCGGAACACAGACCAACUGCUUCUGAACUCUUAAGACACUCCCAUUUGCAACCUCAUGUCCUUCGCUGCAGAAAUCCAUCUACGGUUUAUCUUCCGGUAAAGCCCACAAACAGCUCAAAGGAGAAGACACCUAGAAAAUCAUUUUCGAACAAACCUGGUAUUGGGAAGGACAGGGGGUUUGGGAUUAAAGAUGCUGGGGUAUCGAAUGGACAACGAAAUAUACAUCCAUUUCCGAGAAUGGCUGAUGUACAUGUAAGCUGUUCACCUACUCAUGAAAAGCCGGCAUCCUCUGCUAGUACCAAAGACAACCCUGUCACUAAGAGGGUUGAUCCUACUAGCUGUGCAGUUGAAAUAUCCAACGCUACUAGUGAUUCCAAAGACACGUCCACUGAUUCCGAAGUAAGUGUUAGCAACGGAGACAAACAGGCUCAGCUUAGAAGUGUUCCCCGAAAGGAUGCUGAUGUGGAGUCUACUUUGGAGACAGCAUUCAAUUCUAAGCAUGAUGAACAAGAAGAACCCACUUUUGAGCACACUCAAAACUUUCCUGAAGCUGAUAUGAAGACUAAAAAUAAAAAAGAUGAGACAAUCUGUGAUGUUCAGGUUCUUGAAGAAGCAGCAAAAGAGGUUCUCGAUAUAUCGAGGGAUUCUAGUAAACUGACAAUCUCCAGUAUAAGUUGUGAUGAUAAAAAUGGGUACCGUGAUGACGGAAGUUCAUCAUCUACUAUUUAUGAGACUGAUGUUGAUCGAAUAUGCUCGUCAACUAAAACAUGUAGUCAUAAUGCAACAACAGAAGGUGCUGACACGAGCUAUUUGUCAUCUGAAAGUAAUGCUGUGCAUCCAAGUGCAGGUGAAGCAGGAGCAGCAUCCGAGAAUAAUACGAAAGAUAGUGCACGACCGGUUCACUUGACGGCAAGUGAUGUAUCGUUACUGAGUAAACUGACAGCCAUGAGCGGUGACGAAAUUAAGAGUGUGUGGGAGAAUCCGAGCCAGGAAAGAGCUGAUGCAUUGGAGUCUCUGCUUGAGCUAUGUGCCCAGCUUCUUAAACAAGACAAAAUCGAUGAGCUUGCUGGUGUGCUGCGACCGUUCGGGGAAGAAGUUGUGUCGUCAAGAGAAACAGCAAUUUGGUUAACAAAGAGUCUCAUGGCUGCCCAAAAGUUCACCGGUGCAACCUAACUUUCAUGAAUUGGUUGGAGCCAUAAUUUAUUCAUCGUUGCGAGAAAAUGUUUUCUUUUUGCCUUCUUACAUAUAUUUGACAUAAAGUGUGUACUUCUUCUGGUUUGCUUGAAGAGAAAGAAACUCGAGAAACUAUAUUUUGGGGGAUUUCUAUGGAAUAACAACGACACUGGUGAUCUUUUAUUGUUCCAAAGCAGAAA